This is a messenger RNA of Melospiza melodia melodia, 4707 nucleotides long. It is a transcript of the gene FRMPD1, whose product is annotated as FERM and PDZ domain containing 1. Gene Ontology annotation, molecular function: protein binding. Gene Ontology annotation, cellular component: cell cortex; plasma membrane; cytoskeleton. The record is from RefSeq and is a predicted model, not a curated record. NCBI's taxonomy places the organism in Eukaryota, Metazoa, Chordata, Aves, Passeriformes, Passerellidae. Bases 1 to 4707 code for a protein of 1568 amino acids. The transcript has 16 exons.
AUGGUAGCAAAAUGGCUUCAUCGCUCUCGGGACAGCCUGCCCAGAAACACAACAGCAGCAGCAGUUUGUGAGCAACCCCCCCAGCUGCCAGGGGCUGCCGUUCCUGCCGUGCUCUGCUGGGGUUUUGUGAGGAGGAAAUGCAGCAUUGCUCCACUGGAACUGGCUCUUCCUGAAAGGGGCAGCGUGGCAGCGAUGGACAGCACUGGGGACAGUGCAGGGCAGCCCCCAAGCCGGGCCAAGGUGACGGUGACCGUGUACAAGGACCUGGUGCUGCAGCACUACGGCUUCGAGAUCUGCCCCGGGCUGCCGCUGACCAUCGCCUCCAUCACUGCAGGGAGCACAGCUGACGGCAAGCUGCAGCCCGGGGACCAGCUCAUCAUGAUCAACUCCAGCACGGUGGAGGGCCUGUCGGUGGAGCGGGCCGCCAGCCUCAUCAGGGACGCUGGUGACGAGCUGCUGCUGACCGUCCUGCGCUGCACGGCCGGCGGCCCCAAAUCGUCGUUCCUCACCGAGGAGAAGAGGGCGAGGCUGAAAACCAACCCGGUCAAAGUGCGGUUCGCGGAGGAGGUGCUGCUGAACGGACACUCGCAGGGCAGCUCCCUCCUGUUCAUGCCCAACGUGCUCAAGGUGUACCUGGAGAACGGGCAGACCAAGGCGUUCCGCUUUGAGAGCAGCACCACGGUGAAGGACAUCGUGCUGACCCUGCAGGAGAAGCUGUCCAUCCGCAGCAUCGCCCACUUCGCCCUGGUGCUGGAGGAGCAGUACAACCUGGCCAAGAUCCACCUGCUGCACGAGGAGGAGCUCAUUGCUCAGGUGGUCCAGAAGAGAGACUCUCAUGACUACCGCUGCCUCUUCAGGGUGUGCUUUGUCCCCAGGGACCCCUUGGACCUCAUGCAGGAAGACCCAGUGGCCUUUGAGUAUCUGUACCUGCAGAGCUGCAGCGACGUGCUCCAGGAGAGGUUUGCAGUGGAGAUGAAGUGCAGCGUGGCCCUGCGCCUGGCUGCCCUGCACAUCCAGGAGAGGAUCUCUGCCUGUGCCCAGCCCCAGAAGGUGUCCCUGAAAUACAUCGAGAGGGACUGGGGGAUCGAGAACUUCAUCUCGCCCACCCUGCUGCGGAACAUGCGAGGCAAGGACAUCAAGAAAGCCAUCAGCUACCACCUCAAGAGGAACCAGGUGCUGCUGGACCCUCGGCAGAAGCACACACUCAGCGCAGCCCAGGUGCGCCUCAGCUACCUGCAGAUCCUGGGGGAGCUGAAGAUGUACAGCGGGAUGAUCUUCAAUGCCACCAUGAUGCUGCAGGACCGGGAGUCGUACGUGGCGCUGCUGGUGGGCGCCCGGCACGGCGUGAGCCAGAUCGUGAACAGCAAGCUGAACAUCGCCAGCAGCCUGGCCGAGUUCCCCAGCAUCAGCAGGGUGGAGCUCAGCGAGGACUCGGAGCGCGUCAGCACCGUCAAGAUCUACCUGCAGGACCUGAAGGUGCUUACUCUGCUGCUGGAGUCAAACAGUGCAAAGGACCUCGUGUGCCUCAUCGCUGGCUACUACAGACUCCUUGUGGAUGCAAACGCCUCCAUAUUCACCUGGGGAGAGAAACAGCAGGAGCUGCACCGUGUCUCAGCUGAGGAAGGCUAUGAAUCCCGAGCCUGCAGCGACUCCGAGGACUCGUGCGAGCCGGGCUCGGGCUCGGAGCGGCGCCCGGGGAGCCCCGCGGCGAGCGGCGGCGCGGCACCGGGAGCGGCGGAGCCCCGCGGCCCCGCGGCGAGCGGCGACACCGGCAGCGACAGCGCCUCCGAGGCCUCCGACUCGGCCAACGCCGAGAGCCGCGGCUGCAGGACCAGCGGCUCCAGCGACUCCGGGGAUGCGCUGGAGGAGGAUGGGGCGGACGCGCGCCCUUCCUCCGGGCCGGGGCCGCUGCGGUUCUGCGCGCCCGCCGUGCGGGACACGAGCGGCUCCGGGAGCGGCUCCGAGCCGGGCUGCGCCGCGGGCAGCCCCGCCGGCAGCGGCGGCGGCACCGGAGGCGGCUUCUGCUGCCCGCAGGCGCGGCCCGGGGGCGGCCCCGCGGGGCAGGGCGAGGCUCCGGCCCCGCCGCCCGAGGGCAGCGCCCAGGGCAGCCGCAGCCGCGGCCCGGGCUCCGGAGCGUCCCCCGCGCCCGCCCCGCCGGGGACAGCGGGGCACGGCGAGCCCGUCCUGCGGCCGCCGCCGGGAUUCGCCGACUCCAGCUCCGAGGAGGAGUUCUACGAUGCUGCGGACCGGCUCAGCCCGCCGGCAGGCUAUGAUGCAGCAUCCUGGGAGGGCACAGGGAGCUCCUCCUGCAUCCCAAAGAGGCUGAGGUGCUACAGCUUGGGGGAGACCCCCUCGACCAGGGAGAAGCAGGGCCAGGAGAGGGAGCUGACCUGCAGCAAGAGCCUGAGGAAGAGAAGGUCCUUCCUGAAAACUGAUUACACCUCACAGGUCAGCUUCCCUGCAGCUGCCCCAGGCUCCGCACAGCGCUGCUGCUCCUGGCCACCCACUCAGCCCUCGGCAGAGGACACGGGGAAGGACGUGGAGAGGGGGAUUCCUGCAGCCCCCCAGGCCCAGAGGGACACUGCUGGCACAGAGCCCUGCUCUGCUCCGAGGGACACGCAGCCUGGCGCCACGGGGGCAAAGUCGGUGAUGGAAUGGCUGGUUUCCUCCCUUCUGGACAUUCACCCUCCUGGUGGCCAGGGUGGGGAGGAGGAAAGCAGCCUGCAGCCACAGCAGCCCCCUUUGCUGUCCCUGGAGCCCCUUCCCCACAGUGCCAGGGGAGCUGCCCAGUGGAGCUGCCCAGGGGAGGCAGGUCCCGGGUGUGUGAGCCACGAGAGCCCUGUGCCCGCUGCGGGCUGGCAGAGCCCAGGACCACAGGAGGAGCGGGGUGCGGUGGUGCCCGCCCGGCACAAGGCCAGCGUUGUGCCCUCUGCUGUUGUGUGCCCUUCUGACGAGCUCCUGCUGCUGCCACCGGCUCCUGUGCCCAGCACGGCCCCUCCCCGGGAGCUAGCCCAGGGGCAGGGGCUGCUCCCUGCCAGGGUGGAGCCUUCCCUGGCUCCCUGUCGGGAGAGCAAAGCCCAUGGCCAGAGCUGUGCCACCGACAGCGGCGGUGCUGAUGGUCAGGGCAGUGCCCGUGGUCAGUGCUGUGCCCAUGGUCAGUGCCAUGGCGAGGGUCAGUGCCAUGCCCGUGGCCAGCUCCAUGCUGACAUUGAGGGCAGUGCCGAUGGUCAGUGCCAUGCCGACAGCCUGGGCGGUGCCGAUGGUCAGUGCCACGCCAAUGGUCAGUGCUGUACUGAUGGCGAGAUCCAUGCUGACAUCCAGGGCAGUGCCGGCAGCAGCAGCUGCGAGGGGGCCGUGUCCCGGGCCGGGGGCUGGCAGGGGGUGAGCAGGCAGGCCCCGCUGAGGGUGCACGAGGGGCACACGGGGCUCCCAGACACGGCCCAGCUCCUGGCAGGCUGCAGCAGCGCCCCGGGGGCUCUCACGCGCCUCUCCUGGCUGGCGCUGGGCGUGAGGACAGCCCCCGUGUCCCACAGCCCCGGGGCACACAGCCCGGUGUCACACAGCCUGCAGGACAGGGCCGAUGUCCCCCCGGAGCCCCUGGGCUGUGUGAUGCCCAGUGGGUGCAGCGGGGCCGGCGCUGGUGGCAGGAAGGUGCCCACGUCCCCCGCAGCAGGAGCAGGCUGUGCCAGGGAGCUAGUGGGCAGCUCGGGGCCGGGUGCGGGGCAGCCCGGGGAUGCAGGGCAGCCGGGAGGUGCGGGGAUCGUGGCUCAGCAGCAGCCGCAGCGCGCUCAGGCUCCCCUUCCCCGGGGGCAGGCGGCGGGGCUGGGCCAGGGCUCCCGCCUGCCUCCGGCUGCAGGGCUCUCCAUCUCCUCGGUCCCAGCUGCCCCGGGGACAGGAGCAGGAGACCACGGGGCUGUAACACACUCGUUUCUCUGUUUUAACCCCGAGGAGGGCGAGCAGACCCCUCUGUCCCCCGUCCCACACGGGCUGGAGAGCUGCGGCUGCCGCCUGCCCUACAUCAGCUGCUUCCCCCAGCCCCAGAGCCAGGGGGAGGGUGAAAGCAGCCCCCCCCAGCUGCCAGGGCCCCUCACCUGCCCCCCCUCCAGCAGCUGCAGCCUUGCCAGGACCCCCGGGGGCGGGUUGAGCAUUGCUGGGCACAGGGCAGGGCAGGAGCCGCACCUGCGAGCGCUCGGGCAGCUGAAGCAGCAGGCGUGGGCCAGCCCCGCGGAUCUCUCACGCUUCCUGGCCUACACCGCGGAGCUGCAGCAGGUUGUGGGGCAGCUCUGCGGCAACCAGGCCACCCCCCUGCACCGCCAGUGCGCGGAGCAGGGUGCGGAGAGCAAGGGUGCCCUGGGCUGGGCUUCCCAGGACCUGCUGUCCAGCUGCCAGGCGCUGCUGAGCGCGGAGCAGCCUCUGCCCGAGGUGCAGUGCGCCCUGAGAGCCACCUUCGACCGCCUGGUGCAGCUGGCAGUGACCUGCUUCCAGGUGGCACACUGCCAGCACUGCGGGCAGCGCCAGCAGGAGCUGGGGGCGGCGCUGGGCCGUGUGGUGGGCACCUACCAGCGGCUGGUGCAGGCCCUGCAGCAGCAGCUGCACGGGCAGGUGUGCCCCGAGCUGGGCGCCAAGCUGCUGGCCCGCCAGCACGUGGCCCUGGCCGCUGCCAUCCUCUGCCUCCUGCAGCAGUUCAGGGCGUCCCCGAGGCUGUGA